This is a messenger RNA of Merops nubicus (carmine bee-eater), 868 nucleotides long. It is a transcript of the gene ALG14, whose product is annotated as ALG14, UDP-N-acetylglucosaminyltransferase subunit. The transcript is spliced from 3 exons. NCBI's taxonomy places the organism in Eukaryota, Metazoa, Chordata, Aves, Coraciiformes, Meropidae. The annotation marks the transcript as partial. Gene Ontology annotation, biological process: dolichol-linked oligosaccharide biosynthetic process. The record is from RefSeq and is a predicted model, not a curated record. Gene Ontology annotation, cellular component: UDP-N-acetylglucosamine transferase complex.
GUGGGCACACAGCAGAAAUCCUGAGGUUACUUAGCUGUUUGUCAGAAUCGUACUCUCCUAGGCAUUACAUUUUUGCAGACUCAGAUAAGAUGAGUGAAGCUAAGAUACGCUCUUUUGAACAAAAAAGGGCUGAAACAUUCCCCGAUUCCCAGUUCACCCUUGAUCGCAUUCCCAGAAGCCGCGAGGUUAGACAAUCUUGGACCUCCUCUGUGGUAACAACCCUGUACUCCAUACUUUACUCCAUUCCUUUGACCUACAGACUGAAACCAGAUUUGAUAUUGUGCAACGGACCAGGAACAUGUGUUCCUGUCUGUAUAUCUGCUCUUCUUCUUGGGCUUCUGGGAAUGAAGAGAACAAUCAUUGUGUAUGUGGAGAGCAUCUGCCGCGUAGAAACUUUAUCCCUGUCUGGAAAGAUUCUUUACUACUUUUCAGAUUAUUUCAUUGUUCAGUGGCCUGAUCUAAAGGAAAAAUAUCCCAAGUCAGUAUAUCUUGGUCGAAUAGUGUAACAACAGAAGACAAGCUUUACCUAAAAUAAACUCUGCAAGCUCCUCGCUGAAGAAAUGCGUUCAUGUAACAAUUUAUUUUUAAGGAUACUUGUUAAGAAAUUAGGCUGGUACUGGAAAAGAAGACCACAAUAAAGAUAUCUCUCCAUUUAAGUAUAUUUUUUUGUACUUGUAUUUAUUGUCAUCAUGUAGGUCUGUUCACCAAUACACCAUAAUAGCAUAAAGUCUAUGCCAUCUCUGUUUUCAUCUAGUUUUCCUGCCAUGUGAAUGCCAAUUUUUGUCUACAAAUAAAUAUGGGAAUUUGUAUGAAUGUAACAUUUCCUGUAAGGAAACUUUGUGUAGUUUUCUAAAUUGUAAGAAACAAA